Messenger RNA from Lecanosticta acicola, 551 nucleotides. The record is from the annotation of a GenBank genome assembly. NCBI's taxonomy places the organism in Eukaryota, Fungi, Ascomycota, Dothideomycetes, Mycosphaerellales, Mycosphaerellaceae.
AUGGUCAGCAUACCCAGCAAGAAGCGGAUCUGCAAGAGGAAUUCCUUGUCGUUUGCCAUCCAGAUGAAAGAAGACGAGCCAUCUCCCGACGACACCAGGAGGUCGGAGAGCGCGGGUUCCGACGAGGCCGUCAGGUAAGAUUGAUGCCGCCAGCAGCGUCCAGUGCCAAGCUUACAGAUGAAUGCAGCCAAGCAUCGCAGAAUCGUGUCAAUCAGACACAUACGAGAACUCAGAACUUUUCCAAACCCCUCGACAAAUUCAAGAGCCGUUCCGAAUUGGCGACAGAAAUUGAAGGAAAUUGGUCAGAAAUCAAGUCUGUCAGCCAACAGAGCGCCCUGUGCGAUGAUUUUCCGUUCAUCGAGCCCAAUCAUGGCGUUCUCCUUCUUGCAGGUAUAAUGCACAUGUACUUCGACAAUCCGGCAACUGGCUGCCGCGAGAUUGCGGUUGAUCCUGCAGAUGUCAACAGACCAGAAGUCAUUGCGGCCAUCACCAGCGCCGCCACAGAGAUAUCGUAUGAAGUAGCAUGUGGGCGGAAGACAAGAGAGCGCUAG